UCUGGCUCACACAGCCGGGGCUCGCCUGAACGCAGAUGCUGGGCAGUUGCCGUUCUGGGGCGUGGGUGGUCGUUGGAGGUCCGACUCGAGGUUGGGGUGGUUGUUAGGCUGGAGCUGGGCGGCGGGAUGAUGGAGGAGGAGGAACUAGAGUUCGUGGAGGAGCUGGAAGCCGUGCUCCAGCUCACUCCCGAUGUGCAGCUCGCCAUCGAGCAGGUAUUUCCAAGCCAGGAUCCUCUAGAUCGAGCAGAUUUCAACGCUGUGGAGUAUAUCAAUACCCUGUUCCCAACAGAGCAGUCUCUGGCAAACAUCGAUGAAGUUGUGAACAAAAUUAGACUGAAAAUAGGGAGACUGGAUGACAAUAUUCGAACUGUCGUAAGAGGUCAGACAAAUGUGGGACAGGAUGGCAGGCAGGCACUUGAAGAGGCCCAGAAAGCUAUUCAGCAACUCUUUGGAAAAAUCAAAGAUAUCAAGGACAAAGCAGAAAAAUCGGAGCAAAUGGUUAAAGAAAUCACCCGCGACAUCAAGCAGUUAGAUCAUGCCAAACGCCACCUGACCACCUCGAUCACGACGCUGAACCACCUGCACAUGCUGGCGGGCGGUGUCGACUCCCUGGAAGCCAUGACCAGGAGAAGACAGUAUGGAGAAGUUGCUAAUCUUCUUCAAGGUGUAAUGAAUGUUCUGGAGCACUUCCACAAAUAUAUGGGGAUUCCACAGAUCCGGCAGCUUUCAGAAAGGGUGAAGGCUGCUCAGACUGAGUUAGGACAGCAAAUCCUGGCAGAUUUUGAAGAAGCGUUCCCUUCCCAGGGUACCAAGAGGCCGGGAGGACCCAGCAAUGUCCUACGAGAUGCGUGUCUGGUUGCUAAUAUUUUGGACCCCAGAAUCAAGCAGGAAAUCAUCAAAAAGUUUAUUAAACAGCAUCUGUCAGAGUAUCUGGUACUUUUUCAAGAAAACCAAGAUGUUGCCUGGCUGGACAAAAUCGACAGACGCUAUGCCUGGAUAAAACGGCAGCUUGUGGACUAUGAGGAGAAAUACGGCCGGAUGUUUCCACGCGAGUGGUACAUGGCCGAGAGGAUUGCAGUAGAAUUUUGCCACAUCACAAGGACAGAACUUGCCAAGAUCAUGCGCACCAGAGCUAAAGAAAUUGAAGUGAAAUUGCUUCUUUUUGCUAUUCAGAGAACAACUAACUUUGAGGGAUUUCUUGCAAAGCGCUUCUCCGGAUGCACCCUGACAGAUGGAACUCUGAAAAAACUCGAGUCUCCACCUGCCUCCACCAAUCCGUUCCUGGAAGAUGAGCCGACACCAGAGAUGGAGGACCUGGCAAUGGAAAAAGGAGAAUUAGAGCAGCCAAGGAAGCCUAAAGCCCCAGACAAUCCAUUUCAUGGAAUCGUUUCCAAGUGUUUUGAGCCUCAUCUCUACGUGUACAUUGAGUCCCAGGACAAAAACCUUGGAGAACUAAUAGACCGAUUUGUGGCUGAUUUCAAAGCCCAGGGGCCGCCUAAGCCGGGCCCUGAGGAGGGGGGAGCCGUGCUGCCCAGCUGCGCCGACCUCUUUGUCUACUACAAGAAGUGCAUGGUGCAGUGCUCCCAGCUCAGUACCGGGGAGCCCAUGAUCGCUCUGACCACUAUUUUCCAGAAGUACCUCCGAGAAUAUGCCUGGAAAAUCCUCUCUGGCAACCUGCCCAAAACCACCAGCAGCAGUGGCGGGCUGACCAUCAGCAGCCUCCUCAAGGAGAAGGAGGGCUCAGAAGUCGCCAAGUUCACUGUCGAGGAACUCUGCCUCAUCUGCAGCAUCCUGAGCACAGCAGAGUACUGCCUGGCCACCACCCAGCAGCUGGAAGAGAAACUCAAGGAGAAGGUUGACGUAAGUCUGACUGAACGAAUCAAUCUGACUGGAGAAAUGGACACAUUCAGCACUGUCAUCUCCAGCAGCAUCCAGCUGUUGGUGCAGGAUCUGGAUGGCGCCUGCGACCCCGCCCUGACGGCCAUGAGCAAGAUGCAGUGGCAGAAUGUGGAGCACGUUGGUGACCAGAGCCCCUACGUCACCUCUGUCAUUCUUCACAUUAAGCAGAACGUCCCCAUCAUCCGUGACAACCUGGCUUCCACACGGAAAUACUUCACUCAGUUCUGCAUUAAAUUUGCAAACUCCUUCAUUCCCAAGUUCAUCACCCACCUCUUCAAGUGCAAGCCAAUUAGCAUGGUGGGAGCAGAACAGCUGCUGCUGGACACCCAUUCCCUGAAGAUGGUCCUGCUCGAUCUGCCCUCCAUUGGCUCUCAGGUGGUGAGGAAGGCCCCUGCCAGUUACACUAAGAUCGUAGUGAAAGGCAUGACCCGCGCGGAAAUGAUCCUCAAGGUCGUGAUGGCCCCUCACGAGCCAUUGGUGGUGUUUGUGGACAACUACAUCAAGCUCCUGACGGACUGCAACACAGAAACCUUCCAGAAGAUACUGGACAUGAAGGGGCUGAAGAGAAGUGAACAAAGCAGCAUGCUGGAACUCUUCCGCCAGCGGCUCCCCACCCCACCCUCAGGGCCCGAAGGCUCCAGCUCCCUGUCCCUCCUGACUCCAACUCCAGAACAGGAAUCAUCUCGCAUCCGCAAACUGGAGAAACUCAUUAAAAAGAGACUGUAGGAGCAUCCCGGGGGCACUUUUCCCCCUGGCCAGUGACCCCCCAGCACCCAGAUCCCUGGAAGCCCUCCCCUCCCCUGUGCUUCCCCAACUCUCAGAUUGUCAGCCUUGAAACUUGGGACAUUUGGGUCCUUCAUGUGUCUCUCCCAUGCCCGAUCUUAAUUCCUGUGCUAGUGGGCGAAGCCGAGUCAGGGCUGGAUUAUAAGAAGGCAGUUUAGAUGGUCUCUGAUUCCUGCAGCAGAGGCAUCAGUGAAAGGUUCCCCGUGCGUCACUUGCUGUUCCCAGGCUGUUGUCACUGACUCUGAAGCCUCACCUCCGCGGUCACCCCCUCUGGCCUGUGGCCCUGUUCCCUUCCAUGCUUGUGUCCUGGCAACUUGUGUGAGAAAGCCUGGAUCUCACCGCUUCCUCCACCUGCUGCCGUUUGAGGUCACCUCUGAGGCCGGAGCCCUAAGAGAUGUCCUCUGGGCUUGGCUCUAGGGCCCGAGUUAGGAACCCGAGUUAGGAAGUGGCAGAUGACGGGUGUGGGAAACUAGCCUUUCUUCAUGGAGGCAGUGGAAGCAGGAAGCAUCUUCCAGGUAAAUCCCUGUUUCCUGGGACAUAUUUUGCUUCUGGUACUUUUUAUGGCUUGGCCUAGUUAUCCAUGUUCGCCUCAUUGCUCAUCCCACCCCCUCUCUAUGUACGUCUAAGGAGAUACACAGAUUCUGUCUGAGUGUCUGCCUCCCGGGAGGAUUGUCUGUGGCAGCCUCACAAGCAGGUGUCCCCUCUGCUCUGGGGCUCCUGGCCUGGGGGUGGGGGCAGGCCCGCAUCUGACUUGGAGAGAGGGUUCUGUUUGACACACUGUGUGGUGUAAACUGAUUCUUUUUCUUCCCACUCUGCUCUCGACUGACUUCUAGGGUAGGGAUUGCCUUCUGUGAAGGGAAGCCAGGAAGUUUUCCUAGAAAACCUUUCCUAGGCUUUCUGCUCAGAUAAAGCUGUGAAGUCCAAGAAGCCUGUCCCCUCUAAUCCCCUACUUCACCUUCAUUUUCAAAUCCAAAGCACUUUCCAGAAUCGUCUGAAACAGCAAAGGGUGAUGUGCACUGCCAGGGUGACAUAUGCCUUUGUCAUUAACGACGGAGAACCCUGGUCCAUGGAUACCGAAGACCAGAAUACUGACCUUAAACACCACCUCAGAACCAGGCAGAGCCCACAUGGCCCCUGGGCCACCCAUCCUGUCACCACAGGCUCUUGGCGACACAUCUGUGCAGAAGAGUGUGCCCUGCGGAACCGCUUCAGUCUCCACAGGUCAUCCUGUAUCACAAAAACGGACCACAGAGUUGUCCUGAUUCGCCUGGUCAGCAUCUGGUCAGGAAUUAGGAGCAGUGUGUUGUUCAGGUGGGGAGAGAGCUAAGGGGGGAAGGCGGAGAAUGCACGGGACGCACACAGGAUAACUCUAGUGACAGCCAUACAAUGGGGAACUUGAAGGUUUGAAAAUCUGUCCAGAAACAUUGCUUAUUUCUCUCCUUCCUGUCUCCCCAGUAGAACCAGUCUGCUCUGUUCCUUCCUUCUCCAGCAGCCUUUCCUCCAGACUCAGUCUGUCAGCCCCAGCUUUGAUCCUGGGCCUCAUUUCUUCAUCAGCCCCUGGCCUGUUCUCACUUGUUAGUAUGACUCUUACGUAUUGAGCAUCUCAGGCUCAUGAACACUGAGAAAAGUACGUGGUGGAAGAAAGAGAUGUGGCCUUUAGCUGAGCCCUAUUAGAAGAAGUUUGCUAUGUGAGGAAAGGGCAGGACGGGUGGGAGGGGACUGGGGGAGCACUGGACAGGUUUCACUUUGCUUGGACCGCCGCAUUCGGAUUGCCUGGUAAAGUUGCCCCGCCCACACUCAUGGAGAUUCACAGUUCUCUCCCCGCUCCUGAAAGCAGGGGUGAUGGCUAUGGGCCCAUCUCCAAACAGCCGCUUCAGCCGUCUGUCAUCGACCAGGGGAGCUGGAAACGCCAGUGGACUCCUGCACCUGGUUCUUGUCAUUCAGUGUUUACAGAUCCACACUUCUCUUCUUGGUUCAUUCAUGGGGAGUCAUUUUCUGGAUGCCUCCAUAAAGUCAUUGAGAUGUCAAGCCGCUGUCCACCCUCCCCACCCCACCCCCGCGGCGGUUGGUGGUCACAGCCAGGGAUGUUGCGUUCUUGAUUUAUUACAGUCAGUAAUCUCCAAGGAGCCAACAGAUGUCAGUAGGAGUUAUGUUAAGUGUCUUGUUGAUGGGAUCCGAAUGCUGUGUAUGCAUCCUGUAAAGCCAGUGUGUUUCUCAACUUGGGGUAUGCAUCACAGUCACCUGGGGCUCUUUUUUUUAACAAGUACAGAUGCCUGGAGAUUGUGAAUCAGUAAGUCUGGAGUGGGGUCCAGCAUAUAGAUUUAAAAGUUCCACAGGUGAUUAUGAAGUUUACUCCUUAUGAAGAACCAUUGUAUAAAGAGAAAUUUGCUUUAUUGAAGGGUUAUUCCUGUAACACAUUUUCAUAAAUAUGUAUUUUUUUUCUGACUCCAAGCAAGUGUAAUUACUGUACCACUGAGCUGGUGCCCAAAUGGUAGUUUUUGCCGCUAGCUGGCAGCUUUAAUUUUGAAUUUGUGUUGAUGGUGGGAACCACAGCAGAAAUCAUGCUGUCCCCAUACUGACUAGGAUUCUUCCUGUUUUGAUGACCAAGCCCCAACAGAGGUUUAUUUAUUAUUGUCACCUUGAAAUAAUAAUAUAUAUAAAGGAGCACUCAUUGAUCAAAACAAUAGCUAACAACUCUGUUAUUCAGCUAAGUGAGAUAUUGUACCCAUUCCUUCCCCCUACUUUCUCUGGUCCCUUAAAAAAAAAAAAACUUUGAAGUUGCCUUAUGUGGUUAAAAUAAAUAUUGGUAAUUUAUAAUGGAUAAA
Molecule: messenger RNA, 5507 nt
Organism: Camelus dromedarius (Arabian camel)
Lineage: Eukaryota; Metazoa; Chordata; Mammalia; Artiodactyla; Camelidae
Gene: VPS53
Product: VPS53 subunit of GARP complex
Exons: 22
Coding region: 127-2625 (832 amino acids)
Biological process (GO): retrograde transport, endosome to Golgi
Cellular component (GO): GARP complex
Source: RefSeq, a predicted model, not a curated record